AUGAUUACCAAUCAUGGUCAUGUUCAAGUGUUCGAAAUUGAAACAGGCUGUUCGAUAUACACAGUAAGAAUUUCGACUGAUCCUAUUUUCAUUACAACUAGACACACUUUUAAUAAUGGUUUUCUUGCAAUUACUGAAUAUGGAACGGUCUUCUCUGUUUGUUUGGACAAGAAAACCAUUAUUCCUUACGUCACUCAAAAGUUACAAAACCCGGAUUUGGCUCUCAAAUUAUCAUCUCGUCUCAAACUUGCUUCGGAGUCAAUGGAUGACGCGGCUGCUAAACCGAUACCGAUGCCGUGGAGGACCGAAAGUAGCAGCGAAGAGGAUAAAAAUGUUGAUGAGGUAGUCAAAUCAGCUUCUCGUUGCAAGAUUCCGACGACGUCAAGAACUGAAAGUAGCAGCGAAGAGGAUGAAAAUGUUAAUGAGGUUGUCGAAUCAGCUUCUCGUUGCAACAUUUCUGAUGAUGAUGUUGUGCGCAAAUUUGAUUUAUUGAUCAAAAACGGGGAUUAUCAUGAAGCUGCAAAAUUGGCCGCAACGGCACCAAAAAAUAUUCUUAGAACCCCACAGACGUUACAAAAAUUAAAAGAAGCUACUCCAUCAGCAAAGGCUACUCAUUCUCUUGUUAUCUAUUUCACUGCAUUGUUAGAACAAGGUUCUUUAAAUAAAUACGAGUCGUUGGAAUUGUGUCGACCUGUUUUGGUUCAGGUUGGUACUUAA
Messenger RNA from Meloidogyne enterolobii, 717 nucleotides. The record is from the annotation of a GenBank genome assembly. Lineage: Eukaryota; Metazoa; Nematoda; Chromadorea; Rhabditida; Meloidogynidae.